Messenger RNA from Colletotrichum scovillei, 3377 nucleotides. RefSeq lists its product as uncharacterized. The transcript has 2 exons. Lineage: Eukaryota; Fungi; Ascomycota; Sordariomycetes; Glomerellales; Glomerellaceae. The record is from RefSeq and is a predicted model, not a curated record. Bases 1674 to 3200 code for a protein of 508 amino acids.
GUCAACUCCUUGCCAGCUAACGACUUCACGUCAAAGUACGCCAUCCUAUUCCAUCCGCUUGCAUAUGAAGCCGCCUCUUCGCUUGAUGACAUGCGUACCCUGGCAUUCACCAUCCGUUAGACGAGGUAGCAUUGGGGCGCCACCAGUCAUGGGAACGCCCAGAUCCGAUGUGAUAGGGACCGGAACCUGACAGGCCAAGAUUACCAUACCAGAGAGCGGCCGCAUCACGGGGGCCUUGCAGCAUAGCCUCUGGGAACACGAUGGCCUGCCUCUAGCCGUAUUAAGAGGCCUGUCCAGGAUGUCGAGGUCGAACAGGCGAAAAUCGAAUUGGGGCCUAUGGCGUCCAACACCCUCAGACACGUACGGUUUUAUCAUGCCCUCGCCCGGUCGUCAAUGCGCCAUAACGAACCCAAAACCCGUGCGUCCUGCCAAGCUCCAAACAGUUCUCUACCACAGUAACCAAAGAGAAACGAGAAGGCGGCGCGGCUUCGAAGACAACUCGCCAAUCCAGAUCCUGGAUGCAAACAUUUCUGAUCCUCAUCCAGGAACACAUUGUCUUCCCCACCUUGAGCCUGCUUUCCGCUACGUCCACCGGCCGCCCACCUCCACCAUCAUGAUGAUAUUCAGACCAGGGCCGGUUUCUGAGUUUGAAUGCUCUCGCCAACAAACACCUUACCGCUCGAAUGAAGCUGUCAGCGGCCAACCCGUUCUGUCAAAUAACCUGACAGCCUCCCUUGACAUGUCAUGCUCAUGAUCGCAGGCCUGGCGCAUGACGCUGACGAUCAUGAAAGGAUUCUGACACUGUUGACACCUAGAAGCGAAAGCUGUCUCGGUAGCUUCAAACUGGUUCCGCUGCGUUAGCGGCAAAUGACCCCGGUCUCUGAGCCUGGGUUUGCCGCGUCAAACGGCCUAGUCUGCUGUUGAGCCUCCUCAGCCGGAGAAACGGACUUGUCACUCCAGCUGCAAAACCAACAAUAGGGCUGGGAGACGAUCUCUCCCAUAACGGCUCUGGACGAGCGAUGCGACGGUGCCGCAGAAGAUGACUUACGCAAAGAAGCAAGGCGCCGAAGUCUACUGCCUUCCCGGCUUCUCUCACACAGACUUGCAACCGGCCAAGAUGCCGUGGGAUCAACGGAGUAGCAUCCAUCAUUCCCUUUUCAGCACCGCCCCGUGGAUAUCCAAUGGACACUGAGAGAGACAACACGACACGACACCACCAGUUCCUCGUGAGAACCCCGGUUCAAGUCGUCAGUGCGGCCUUGAGAAUGUCUCGCCAACACUCACUCCUCGCACCACUCCCCCUCCCCCUCUCCGCAGUGCCGUGCCAGGGAUGGGAUGGCCACCAUCGAGACCGAAAGGAUAUAUUGGCCGGGGCUCGCAUCACCGUCUUGAUGUCACAAGCAGAGUUAUGCUUUGCCAUUGCCUUCAUCCGUUGAUUAGGCUCAAGCACGGUCACCACCGCUGAAAAAAACGUCUUUUUGCCCAUCCAGUCGAUUUGCCCAUCCCCCCUCGUCCAGUGUACUCUUCAUCCCCGCGUGUACUCGGACCACCUUGGACGCCGCAUAGGGAAGGAAUAAGGAGGAGAUACUCCCCAAACCUCUCCUACACCUCCGCUUCUUAGCAAUAGUCGUGGCCAACUCCCCGUUCUCCAUGAUGUUCACGCCAUCUACGAUAUGAGAAUCCCGCCUGUAGAAGUCAUUCUCAGUUGGCCGACCCCGAACUUCGUCAACCCAGUAACGAGAGGCCCGGCCAACGAGAUCGUUGCCAUCAUCCUACUGGCCAUCGCCACCGUCAUCCUCGCUAUCCGGAUCUAUACACGACGAUGUAUCACUAAUGGGUUCGGCUGGGACGACAUUCUUGUCGUGCUGGCCUUCAUUCCAGCCACGGGCUUCGUGGUGCUUGGAGUCAUAGCUACGAACAGCUAUGGUUGGGGGCGGCAUGUCUGGGAUGUGCCUACAGAAACUAUUACAGGAUCACUUCAAAUCGGCCUCGCCAGCCAGAUCCUGUUCGACCUGGCAACAAGCUUCACCAAGCUGUCCAUGUUAGCUCUGAUGUACAGAAUCGCGUGUGCAGCAUCAAACAAGUUGAGGGUGCUCGUCGUAGCACUUCAGGUGCUAAUCUCCGUCAACUGCAUCGUCUUUAUGCUGGUAGCUAUGUUGCAGUGCCGGCCUCUCAAGCUCUACUGGACUCUCUCGUUGGAGCCGCAGAACUGCAUCAACGAAUCCGCCCAUCUUCUCGUUGCCGGAACCAUCAAUACCGUCACGGACUUCCUGGUGGUUCUCUUACCCCUCGCCCUCGUGCGUAUUGUAUAUGCCGACAAGCUCACCUCAAGACAACUUACCAUUGUCAACCUCUUAUUUGGUGCCGGAUUCCUCGCAUGCUUUGCCGGUGUUGCUCGCACAUACUUCACCUGGAUUAUGACUACGGAGCCCGAUGCCACGUGGAACGCCUGGAUCAACUGGCUUGUAUCUUGCCUUGAGCUAUUCCUCGGCAUCAUUUGCACCAGUAUUCCCUCUACAAAACCCUUCUUCAACAAAUACCUUCCCAAGUUCCUCGGCACUAACGCACGCAAAACCCGCGCGACGACGGAACCAGUACCCACCGACAAGGCCACCACCGGUUCGGCGAGAACCAGUCAGAUGUCGAACGAGCCCGCAGUGAAGGAGCUCGACGUAAUUCCCUCAAAGUCCUCCGCAACCAAAAGGUUUAGCGAAGGGACGCUGAACAAGCCGUUACCGGCAGUGAUGAAGAAUCACUCAGUCUACACCAUCAAUAUCCAACUGGACGAAGCCAGUCUAGGCCCCGCUGAUAGGUCACCCGACAGGAGAAGGGCCCCGGGGGGUCGGACGACGGAAAAGUCGGACAUGGCCCGGCGCCAAGCCGUCAAUAAUUUCAGCCGCCCAAAGAUUCAACACAUGAGGAGCAAUUCAGAGCCCUCAAGUCAGCACCGGCCCAGCUUCAGUGCUGAAGACGGCCGACCUGACAGCCACCUUACCAAUACGUCGGGCGAGAGCAGUCGUCACAGUCAGAUCCUUUACGAAGUUGACGACGUCGUCUAUCGUGAGAGCAUCCGUCAGAGCAUCGACGACCUCGAGGCAGGGAUUCGCUAUGGUACAUACGACCGCAGCAGUUACACCGCCGUACCCGCGCCUCUGCGGAAACACGCGAAAUCAGGAUCUGUCGGUACAUUCGGGGGCUAAUUGACGGGCCCAAAAAGCUUGUACAUUGUGUGUAUAAACCUUGCAGACGGGAAUAUCCAUUGUUGUUUCUUUGGAGGUAAAAGACCAGGAAGGGGCGGCUAAAGAAUGCUUGCUCAAAGAGUUUUACGAUACACCCUCAGGACAUCAGUUCCUGCAUUUCACUUCCCUUUACGGCCA